AUGGCCGGUACGACACACUUUCAGGCCUGUAUCAACCACCAAAUGGUGGCCCUACAGACCCUGCGGCUCUUGCAGCAGCAGAGGGACCGGGAGGAGGGCCUGCAUCCCCCCAGCCCCGUGUCCGCAGCUUCGGGGCAGGCAGGCGCAGGAGACGACGGGGAGAAGGAAGGCCGCGAGGGCCCUGCGGUGGCGAAGGCGGGAGAUGAGGGCGCCCGCCCCGAGCCCCGGGACUCCGGUCAGUGCGCGCUGGCCCGCCUGGCCGUGCGUACUGUGCUGGCCCGCGUCGUCGAGUCCACUUCGCAGCUUGUCCAGGUGGAGCAGAUGAUCCUGAACCCCCUGUAUGAGGAGCAGAACUUCCCCAUCUACUUGAAAGAUAGUGUUGAGUUUAGAAACAUCUGCAGUCACAUGGCCCUACAGCUGGAGGGACAUCACUUUGACCAGGACCUGAAUGCAGCGUACCAGUGCCUGAAGACCAUCAUCAAAAAGCUGAUGCGUUCGGUGUUGACUAUCCCUCCUGAUUCCCGCGGCAUGGCCUGUGUUGUCCUGAGGCAGAUUCUUCAGAAUCUUCUGGAUCUGUGA
This is a messenger RNA of Dromiciops gliroides (monito del monte), 579 nucleotides long. RefSeq names its product deleted in lymphocytic leukemia 7 (gene DLEU7). The record is from RefSeq and is a predicted model, not a curated record. Bases 1 to 579 code for a protein of 192 amino acids. The transcript is spliced from 2 exons. NCBI's taxonomy places the organism in Eukaryota, Metazoa, Chordata, Mammalia, Microbiotheria, Microbiotheriidae.